This is a messenger RNA of Ananas comosus (pineapple), 1543 nucleotides long. RefSeq lists its product as uncharacterized. The record is from RefSeq and is a predicted model, not a curated record. Gene Ontology annotation, molecular function: UDP-xylose transmembrane transporter activity; antiporter activity. The coding region runs from base 142 to 1212 and encodes 356 amino acids. NCBI's taxonomy places the organism in Eukaryota, Viridiplantae, Streptophyta, Magnoliopsida, Poales, Bromeliaceae. Gene Ontology annotation, cellular component: Golgi apparatus. The transcript is spliced from 7 exons.
CUUGUGCAAGUUUGGCGCCUAAGAAUCUUAUGACAUGACAUACCUUUUCUAUUAAGGUAGGAAUCUUGUUAUAUAUGGCAAAUAAUUCUUUCAUGGAAGGUAUAAAGGUAUUGGGAGAGUAGAGUUUGGGGGCCCGAAGAAAUGGCGGAGGGGUCGGGUUCACAGAUCAGCGUGAUCGGUUCGCUCGCGCUCUCGGUUGCUUCUUCGGUCGCGAUUGUCAUCUGCAACAAGUAUCUCAUCAGCUCCCUCGGAUUUUUAUUCGCGACGACGCUGACGAGCUGGCACCUGCUGGUGACGUACUGCACGCUGCACGUGGCGCAGCGGCUGCGGUUCUUCGAGGCGAAGCCCAUCGACACGCAGACCGUCAUCCUCUUCGGCCUCCUCAACGGCACCUCCAUCGGCCUCCUCAACCUCUGCCUCGGCUUCAACUCCAUCGGUUUCUACCAGAUGACAAAGCUGGCCAUCAUCCCCUUCACAGUCCUGCUGGAAACUGUCUUUCUCCACAAAAAGUUCAGCCAGAGUAUCAAGCUAUCUCUUCUAAUCUUGCUCCUCGGAGUCGGCAUUGCGUCCGUCACCGAUCUCAAGCUCAAUCUUCUCGGCUCCGUCAUCUCCGUCCUUACCAUCGCAGCGACCUGCGUUAGCCAAAUCCUAACAAACACAAUACAAAAGAGGCUCAAGGUCUCCUCCACACAGCUCCUAUACCAAUCUUCGCUGUACCAAGCCGCGGUGCUGUUCGCUACUGGCCCUCUCGUCGAUCGGAUGCUCACUAACCGCAGCGUCUCAGCCUUCAAUUACACCUUCGAGGUUUUGGGAUUCAUUAUUCUCUCUUGCUCGAUCGCCGUAUCCGUCAACUUCAGCACCUUCCUAGUGAUCGGCACGACAUCUCCCGUGACGUAUCAGGUGCUCGGCCACCUUAAGACUUGCCUCAUCCUCUCCUUCGGAUACACCAUACUACGCGACCCUUUUACCGCGAAGAACAUCGUCGGCAUUCUCAUCGCCAUCUUCGGCAUGGCUCUUUACUCCUACUACUCGGUGCUCGAGAGCAAGAAGAAAUCCGCGAACGACACCCUGCCCGUAACUCAGAUGGUUGACAAGGAGGCGUCGCCGCUUCUGGGUGCGAAGAAUUCAGGGCGUUAUCAGGACGGCGACGGCGACGAGACGAAAGAUGCGAAUGAAGUUCUUCCAGCUUCCAAAACUUCAUUUGGUCAGUGACACACUCUAUAGGUGACAAGAAAAAAAAAGGAUUUGAGUACCUAAACCACCAUAGGAUAGGGGAAAAAAAGGUUACUAUAUUUAUUACCAUGUAUAUUUUGAUUCUUUACAGUGGAGUUCUAGAUCAUCUUUUUUGUUUCCCUUUGUGUUUUUUUUUGUUUUUUGUUUCGACCAAUCAAGAGUUGUUAACUAGAUCUCUCCCUCUUUAUCCUUCUCCUUUCUUUGUUUAGUUUCAUAUGAAGCAAUAUAUAAUAUUAUUGGAUCCAAACUCUUGUAAGUUAGAAACUUUUGCUUGAAUCAAGUUUUAAUAAGUGUUUGAUAAGAAGUGAAA